GAUGUUACAUGUGUAUAAUUGAAUUUUCCAUGAAAUGCGCUGAAUUUCAGUUGUGAAAAAGGAUGGAAAAGGGGGGGAAAACAAUCAGUAGCAUAACGUCAAAGCUCGACGGUUCUCUGGCAGAGGUUCAAUCUGGUACGUAAUUGGGGCUCCUAUCUUGGGUGUGCGGCACGAAUGCCAACGCAUAAAAAGAGAGCUGGUGGCUAAUACAGCAGGACAAACCCAUCCAAAAUGAGCCUCUCCGACAAGGACAAACGUCUCGUCAAGGCCUUCUGGGCGAAGGUCGCCCCAAAGGCUGAAGUGAUUGGCCAUGAUGCCCUGUACAGAAUGCUUUCGGUCUACCCUCAGACCAAAACUUACUUCUCCCACUGGCCGGACAUCAGUUCUGGUUCUGCCCCCGUGAAGAACCACGGAAAGAAGAUAAUGGGAGGACUCGCAGAGGCUGUGGCCAAAAUCGACGACCUCGUUGGUGGUCUGCUCACCCUUAGCGAGCUCCACGCCUUCCAGAUGAGAGUGGACCCUAAUAACUAUAAGAUCUUGACCCACUGCAUACUCGUGGUGCUGGCCGUCUAUUUCCCGGAAGACCUCUCUCCAGAGGUUCACUUGGCCUUUGAGAAGUUCCUCACCAAUGUGGCCCUGGCCAUGUCUGAUAAAUAUCGUUAAAUAUUUACACACCUUUUGGAAUGCAAUGGUGGGCUCAUUAGCUCAGACCUAGGCAUGACGUACCAAAAUAAAAGUGACCAAAUCUGGACAAAUGUUAACGUGUUUUUGUGGUUUUUCCUCACAAGAUGCGCAGAAUAGGCCACAUUAUCCUUAAGAGAAAUACUUAUAGCAAUAAUACAGACAUUUCUGCAAUGAUAUUUCCAGAACCCCAUAGUAAACUCGGGAAAUUAGGACACUACGGAAUUGUAGGUUAUAAGUCAGUUCUAUAGCAAUAUGGAAAUGUUAUACAGCAGUAUAGAAGUCUUAAAGUGCAUUAUAGUAUUUCUCUUAACUCUUAAAGGGGGCAACCAUUUGUAUUUCGAUGACAGUUGAAAGUGUCCUGAUCUGUUGGUACAGAGAUGAAAUAAUUUCACUCUCCAAGGCCGUUUAGAAUUGCCCAGGAAGCCAGAGGGUUGUGUUUGAUUGUUUGUUUGUUUUUAAAGGUUUGUGUCAAUGAAGAUAUCUGCGUAAAAUAUCUUUAGAAGACGUUGGUGGCUUUACACCCAUAUUUUAUAUUUGCAUUUAUUUCAUGUAUCAAGCCUAUUCAGACGUUUCACGA
Messenger RNA from Pygocentrus nattereri (red-bellied piranha), 1261 nucleotides. RefSeq names its product hemoglobin, alpha embryonic 5 (gene hbae5). Lineage: Eukaryota; Metazoa; Chordata; Actinopteri; Characiformes; Serrasalmidae. Gene Ontology annotation, molecular function: peroxidase activity; organic acid binding; oxygen carrier activity. The record is from RefSeq and is a predicted model, not a curated record. The coding region runs from base 232 to 663 and encodes 143 amino acids. Gene Ontology annotation, biological process: oxygen transport; hydrogen peroxide catabolic process. The transcript is spliced from 3 exons. Gene Ontology annotation, cellular component: blood microparticle; haptoglobin-hemoglobin complex; hemoglobin complex.